AUGUGGCGUCUAGCCAGUUACAUCUAUCGUACUUUUCGAAACGUAGCUCAUCAUCGUUGUGCACAAGAUAUUAUUGUUCCAGUAACAACUGUUCGUAAGACAGAUGAUGAAUCAAAUUACGAAGAAAAGCAAGAAAGUUUAACUAAUAAUAAAAUUGAUAUUGAUCAUAUAAUAAAAAAUAAUCAAUUUACAUUUCAAAAUUUUGAAAAAUUGCAAGAAUAUUUAUUUAAAACUUCACUUCAACAGCUAAUACUAAAACUACAUGUUAUCAAACCUAUUGAACUCCCUAAAACUAAAUCUAUCGUCGAAGAAGUUCAAACAUCAUCAACUUCUUCGACUCAACAAGAAGAAAGUCUUGAUUCAUUGUUUCAAGCAGAUGAAAAUUGUAUGAAAACUUUGAAAAAUCUAUCCGAAUUAAAUGAAGAAACAACGUCGAUUAUAAAUAAUCAAUCAGCUAUCGAAGCAUUUGAAGCUGGAGAUGUACAAUUGGGUAUUGAAACUCUUCAAACGAGUGCAAAAUAUGGAACAAAUUCCGCAGCAUUAUAUAAUUUAGGUAUUUGUUAUGAAAGAGGUAUUGGUGUUGAAAAAGAUCGUACUAAAGCAUGUGAUUAUUAUCGUCAAGCAUCCAUGUUAGGUCAUAGUGAUGCAUUCUUUAAUUUAACAUUUCUUUCAAAUCAUAUUGACACUAAUGAUAAUGAUGAUGAAGAUCAAGAAGAAAAUUUUAGUAAUGAAUCCAAUUUAUUUCCUUUUUCAUUUACAAAACUAUGUAAAGAAGAACAAUCACAAUCAUGGAGUGAUUAUCAAUUAAGUUUAACCAAAACUCUUGCUUGUUUAUCGUAG
Rotaria sp. Silwood1 is the source of this 840-nucleotide messenger RNA. The record is from the annotation of a GenBank genome assembly. NCBI's taxonomy places the organism in Eukaryota, Metazoa, Rotifera, Eurotatoria, Philodinida, Philodinidae.